AUUGAGUGACUCAUAAACUUUCUUUCUUGAAGGGACUGUGUCUUAUUUGCUCUGUUUUUUGGUUGCUGUAACGUUUCAUUAACCUCGUAUUGGGCAUGGAAGUAGUAUGACAUGCCCUAGACAAUCUUCUCGGUUCCACUUAUCCUACUUUGCCUCCUUUGCAAAAUAGCACACUUGUUUGCCCUUGGUAAUUCGGAUUCAUUUUUCCAACUAGUAGAUUAGCCAAUGUUUUUGGCUUGUUGGUUUCAGUGACAUAAGGAGUACAAAAUGGCCAUAUGGCAGUCUCCUCUUCCAAUUAAUCGGAAACAUUGUUGUGUCCCCUUUGGAAGCAUUUCUCCUUUAAGGACUAAGAUCUCCAAACCAUCGAGCUCAAAGUUGCCAGGACUAGAAACAGAAAUUUUGCAAGUGGCUUAUGUGGGUAUAACAAUGAGAGGAGCCAUGCCUGCUUCUACUUCUUGAUUCCUGGACCUGACAUAUUCUGGCUGUGGGCAAGAUAGCAUCAUAUAAUGAAUGGUCCAUGAUUGAAAUAAUAAACUGAAGCUUGUAAAACAGAGCCCCAUCCUUUCAGGUUUUUGUCUCCUAACUAGUGCUGCUACUUAAGUCUUCAGUAAGCCGUUCUAGCUGAUGGAGUAAUGGUAAAACCAGUUAAUCUUAGUGUCAUGAGCACGUUGUCCACCUCUUUUGCUAUGAAGUGAAUUCCUUAAGGAGAUACAGUGCUGUAUAGAAUGCUGUGAUGAUAGGUAAUGCAUUCUGUGAGUCUAUGAAUGAUGGAGUUGGCAGAAGCAUUGCAGGCAAAUUCAUAUGUGGAAUAUGAGAAACAGAUCCAUUAUGGAAGAGAACCAAGUAAAGUCAGUCUGCCACUAGGUGGCCAGCUGUCUCUUUCCCACCCAUGGUGCCAUACUGGGAAUUCACUGUUGGUCUCCAGCAUUGGCAGAUCAGAUGCUCUACAGUAGCUUUAGCCAGAUCAGUUUUUUCAGUUUUGGAAAGGACUAAUCUGUGGUUUUUGUUUUGUUUUGUUUUGUUUUUUGAGACAGAGUCUCGUGGUGUCACCCAGGCUGGAGUGCAGUGGCAUGAUCUCGGCUCACCGCAACCUCCAACCUCGCAGGUUCAAGCGAUUCUCCUGCCUCAGCCUCCCCAGUAGCUGGGAUUACAGGCAUGCACCACCACACCCAGCUAAUCUCUGUAUUUUUAGUAGAGACAGGGUUUUGCCACGUUGGCCAGGCUAGUCUCGAAUUCCUGACCUCAGGUAAUCUGCCUGCCUCGGCCUCCCAAAGUGCUUGGGAUUACAGGCAUGAGCCACCGCACCUGGCCUAAUCUGUGUUUUUGAACCCAUUCAUAAUCUCCAUCCCUGCCACCAUGACCACUUUGUUCAUGGGUCCAUUGCACAAGCUUAGAUAUGAUGGAGAAGAAGGUUGAGUGCCAUCCAUAGAGUAUGCCAUUUUAUCUACCUGAUUAUUAAGAGCCUCUGCAUUGAUGUGCCCACCUAGUCUCUGAUGGUUCAGUGCUGCUGCUUAAGUUUCUGUGCAACUCUAAAAUCCCAUCAUCCCUACUGAAUUCAACUUAUCUCAAUAUUGACUUCCUCCUGUAGUCAUACCUGUCCUACAAAGGGGAGUGACAAGAAUUUUGAAAACUUUGCAGGUGGUCCCUCACUAAUACAUUUCUCCCUCUCUCUCUUUUUUUUUUUUUUUUUUUUUUUUAAAUUUUGUUUCAGAGACAAGGUUUGCUCUGUCUCCUAGACUGGAGUAUAGUGGCACGAUCAUAGCUCACUGCAAACUUGAACUCCUGGGCUCAAAGGAUCCAUCUUCCUGCCUCAGCCCCCCAAGUAUUAAAUAGCUGCGACUACAGGUGCUGAAUGUGGAGUAAAUGCAGAUGUGGAGAAACAUCUUGAAUUGGGCAAGAAAUUACUUGCAGCUGGACAGCUGGCUGAUGCCUUAUCUCAGUUUCAUGCUGCCAUAGAUGGUGACCCCGAUAACUAUAUUGCUUAUUAUCGGAGGGCUACUGUCUUUUUAGCUAUGGGCAAAUCAAAAGCUGCACUUCCUGAUUUAACUAAAGUGAUUCAAUUGAAGAUGGACUUCACUGCAGCAAGAUUACAGAGAGGUCACUUAUUACUCAAACAAGGAAAACUUGAUGAAGCAGAAGAUGAUUUUAAAAAAGUGCUCAAAUCUAAUCCAAGUGAAAAUGAAGAAAAGGAAGCGCAGUCUCAACUUAUAAAAUCUGAUGAAAUGCAGCGUUUGCGUUCACAAGCACUUGAUGCUUUUGGAAGUGGAGAUUAUACUGCUGCUAUAGCCUUCCUUGAUAAGAUUUUAGAGGUUUGUGUUUGGGAUGCAGAACUACGGGAACUUCGAGCUGAAUGUUUUAUAAAAGAAGGAGAACCUAGGAAAGCUAUAAGUGACUUAAAAGCUGCAUCAAAGUUGAAGAAUGAUAAUACUGAGGCAUUCUAUAAAAUAAGCACACUGUACUACCAACUAGGAGACCACGAACUGUCCCUCAGUGAAGUUCGGGAAUGUCUUAAACUUGACCAGGAUCAUAAAAGGUGUUUUGCACACUAUAAACAAGUAAAGAAACUUAAUAAGCUGAUUGAGUCAGCUGAAGAGCUCAUCAGAGAUGGCAGAUACACAGAUGCUACCAGCAAAUAUGAGUCUGUCAUGAAAACAGAGCCAAGCAUUGCUGAAUAUACAAUUCGUUCAAAGGAGAGGAUUUGCCACUGCUUUUCUAAGGACGAGAAGCCCGUUGAAGCUAUUAGGGUUUGUUCUGAAGUUUUACAGAUGGAACCCGACAAUGUGAAUGCCCUGAAAGAUCGAGCAGAGGCCUAUUUGAUAGAGGAAAUGUACGAUGAAGCUAUUCAGGAUUAUGAAACUGCUCAGGAACACAAUGAAAACGAUCAGCAGAUUCGAGAAGGUCUAGAGAAAGCACAAAGAUUAUUGAAACAGUCGCAGAAACGAGAUUAUUAUAAAAUCUUGGGAGUAAAAAGAAAUGCCAAAAAGCAAGAAAUCAUUAAAGCAUACCGAAAAUUAGCACUGCAGUGGCACCCAGAUAACUUCCAGAAUGAAGAAGAAAAGAAAAAAGCUGAGAAAAAGUUCAUUGACAUAGCAGCUGCUAAAGAAGUCCUCUCUGAUCCAGAAAUGAGAAAGAAGUUUGAUGACGGAGAAGAUCCCUUGGAUGCAGAGAGCCAGCAAGGAGGCGGCGGCAACCCUUUCCACAGAAGCUGGAACUCAUGGCAAGGGUUCAAUCCCUUCAGCUCAGGCGGACCAUUUAGAUUUAAAUUCCACUUUAAUUAAACCAACUGUUUUUCUGCUCUUCUUCCUUAAUUUUUUUAAAGAUUAAAAACAAAGAAAUUUUGUUCCAGGACCCUAAUGAAAAAAAGUUUCAAAUCUUUCAGUUUGUCCAUGACCAAAGAGUUGCUUUAAUAGGAAAAAAUCUGUUCUUAUCCCUGUUAGAUUUAUGGUUAAUGGGUUUGCAACGGCAGGGAGGCAAGGAAUGGUUCUAUUUCUGACAGAGCAGCCUGCAUCUGCUUUAUGCUGUCUGGAGGGAAGUGGUCUGAGGCAGGCUCACCUGUGGACGUGCUCACGUAUUCUGUAUUUUUCUACACUGGAGCUGAGAUUCUUCUCUUCACAGCCUUGCAGAGUAAGUCAGUGCCUACAAGUGUAAGAAGGAGCUGUAAUCUUCAUGAGAAUGGUUAUGCUUCUGUAUUCUUAAAGAGAACAUGAACAUUUUUGAGCUGUAUGUUCUUAGGGACAACUGUGCUUCGAUGUGGUCAGUCUUGUCACUUGUGAGUAGCUGUGAAAUCUUUAGUGUGCAUGUGUUUACACCUCUGUGGUCUGUCAACAUGGCUGUCACUGAAGGAGGAGCAAGAGACCAUCUUUUAGGAACCCUGCCACCAAAUAAUAAUAUACCCAGGCUUAGACUUUGGAUAAAUGUUAAAUGUACAUUUUUUUGGUUCAGUACCUGAAGAAUACUGAAACUUGAAUCUAUAAAUUCCUAUGGACCCUUUUAAUAUUAAACACAACAAAUUAAAAGUUAUAGGUAAAAUAGGUUCAGAUAAAAUAGUGGUGGUAUUUAAAAUAAUAUUGCUGAAGUGCAGACUGAAAUACUUUUUAAACAACUGAAGUUCUGAGUUUUUAUAGGGAAUUUCAUGUAACAAGUCUUGGCUUAAGAAACAUAAAGUUGCGCAGUCACCAUAAAUAAAUACAGAAUGCCAUGUUUCCCACUUUUAAGUAAAGACAGUGGGCAGCUUCUGUUUCUCCUUCUAUCAAUCAAGGCUUCACCCUAUCUUAAAGGUCUGUGGUGCCUCCCACGUGGGACCUGUCUGCUGGUAUGUGUUAAACAGCAGACCUGCCCUUCUGCCAGAUCUUGAUGCCUCUAAUGUUCUCCUGCCUACAAGAAAAUACAGGCAAGUUUAGUCAGGUCUGGCUGUAUUUCCACUGUUGUUUCAUUUAAUAAGAUGGCAUCCCCUCUUGAGAUAUGUUCUUCUUACCUUUUAAGAAGAUACCAUUUAAGAAGUGAACAUUCAGUCUUUGUAUACUGAAUGCUUUUUCCCUAAAAAAUGUUAAUCAAGAAUACUGAAUAUUUAUGGAACUCUUGAUGCUGCAUUUGAAAGCUGAAGGAAUUACUUUAGAUAGGAAUUGCUACCUUUAUUCUAGAAAGGUUUGGUUUCUGCCUCAAAGCAUUUUGAAGUGUUUUAACCAUUAAAGGGUCUAAUUUUUUUUUUCUUACUGAAAUCAAGCAUUUUAAUUCACUGUGGGAGGCAUCCUGACCACGGACAUCCAUAACAGCAAAGCACAAAUUGUUUUUGUCUGUAGUCAUAUCCUGAAACAUAUGUGGACAAAUUUUUAACUGAGAGAUAAAAAUCACAUAGUUGAAUUGAGCAGAACACUUAGGUGCUUUCUGCAGCUAUUUAGGAGUCUACUUCUUACCAAUAAACUUGACAACGCAUUUGAAAAACUAGUGAACACCUUGCAGCUUUCAUUUUGCUUUAAUGUUUCAAUUCAAGCCAGUGUAAAAAUAAUUUCCAAGGCAUUUCUGUUUAUUCUUUAGUAAUCUCACUACGGGCUGUGUCAGCAAUAUCUUUUUCAAUCUGGUUCCUUUUGUAUAUGAUGUCACUGUGACCUCCUUGAAAAAGCCUAGUGAUGGCUUUUACCUACUUUGAAAAUAAUUUCACAUAGAAUCAGAAAAAAAGGAAGUAUCAAAUCACUUGCCCUUCCACUUGGAGAGCACGACAGUUGCCAACAGCAAGGAGUCAAGGGCCACACCGGAGAUGUGUCCGGGGCCUGGCCACCUCCCACCUGCUGCCCAGAAGCUCAUUUGCAUUUUCAUUUUUUCUCCGCUUGUAACAACCAUAGUUUCAGUUCCUAAAUUCUUAUCAUGGAUUUAACUUAGUCAUCUUAACUGAUGUGCAGAGUUACUUGCCUGUUUUCAGUGAAGAGAGAAAAGCAGCUCUGGUGCCACAUGCCAGUGCCAUGGAGGGAAAUGAAUUCUCUGCAAUCUGUUGUUUCGCUGAUUCAUAGUUUCAGCCUUGAUGGCUGUCGGCAGUUUUCUGGUGUCCACCCAAACGGAAAGACAGUCACUCCCUGCUUUCCCUAACGUGUGACUGAGAAGCAGCCUGGAUGUGUAAAGAGAUAGUCAUUCCCCCUGCCUGUCUCACUGUAGGGUAGCAUUAUCCACUGUAAAACCAUACAACUUUCAUUUUCCCUUGGGGACUGCAGGUGCCAGGUAACCUUUUUUUUUUUUUUUUUUUUUGAGAUACAGUCUUGCUCUGUUGCCCAGGCUGGAGUGCAGGGACACCUCCUGGGUUCAAGUGAUUCUCCUGCCUCAGCCUCCAAGUAGCUGGGACUAUAGGUGCACACCACCAUGCCUGGAUAAUUUUUGUGUUUUUAGUAGAAAUGGGGUUUCACUGUGUUACCCAGGAUAGUCUUGAUCUCCUGACCUUGUGAUCUGCCCGCCUUGGCCUUCCAGAGUGCUGGGAUUAUAGGCAUAAGCGACCGCGCCUGGCCAUCAGGUAACCUUUAUGGCUCUUUCAGGAAAAGUGAAAUCAGAGAGGGGUACCCUAGCCAUAGCUCUGUUGUAUUCUGCUCUUCUUUGCUUUUUGGUGAGCUCCAUGGGUGGAGUUAUCAGUGGUCUGUACUUUGUGGAUAUUUUGCCCAGCAGGAAGUAUUAGACACAUCAGUCUAGAGGCAUUGUGAAAAGGUUCCAAAACGGGAGACGAAAUUUAAUUCCUUCCUCAGUUCUGAAAGUUUGUGCUUUCUUACCAUGAAUAGAUGAAAACUUGAAAAAAAUCUUGACAGUUUACUAAUGUGAAUCGGAUGUAACAUACUACUACUUCUACAAUGCCUUUCUCUUUAGUCAGUAUUAAAAAUCUUUUUUAAAGUAUUGGUAUGAAAACAAAUUUUUGUUGCCCUGAUAAUGGAAUUUUAAAACUACCCACAGUUUAAGAGAAAACAUAACUGGGUAAAAAAGGUAGCCAAUAAAACCACAAUUUGAAAUUGAUAACGAUUUUCUACUCACAAUGGAUGAUGAAAAAUUUCACCUUUAAAUGGGUCAGAAGUUGUCUUUGACAUUUACCAUGAAAAAACUACAUAAAAUGGCUCCCUGGUGAGGUUACAGACACAGGGCCCUGGUGAUGGGCAUUGCAAAGUUUUCACUGAGCACACAGCAAUGGUAUCACCUAGAAAAGUUCAUGCAACUUUGUUGAAUGUAGUUGACUUUUCCAAAUUUAUAAAGGAAGGAAGAAGGCAAACGUUAAUUUGUCAACAACUAAUAUCCUUUUUCUAAAUCAGAUCAUUCCUUUUUUGUUAGUGGCAGUUUAUCCUGUAAUUUCAAAUGACGUUAAGAGGUGGGAUUAUUUGGGGUUUUUUUUUGUUUACAGAUGAUCUCAUUUGCUGAAUGAUUUAAGAGUAAAAUUAGCCACCGCGUGGCUUUGUGUAUAGUAACCGGUUUUGUUGCGCUUGUCUGUGGCUGAAACACUUACCCUGCAGUGGAAAGCUGAGCAAGGAGAAGGUAAACAUUGGAGAUGUUUGUGAAAAUAUUACUCUUACCGUGCGGUUUUAGUUUGUUUUGAAUGAGAAAAGACUAAGUAAAGUAACUUAAUCCAUCUCAAUGUAGUGUUUUAAUAAAAAAAGGAAGCUAAUAUUUGAAAUGGGUCUCAGACAUGUCUACAAAUAUGGGUACUAUUUUUAUGCCCGUGUAUUUUCACAUUUAAUAAAAAUAUUUAUGGUCAUAUCAGUA
Messenger RNA from Symphalangus syndactylus (siamang), 7221 nucleotides. It is a transcript of the gene DNAJC3, whose product is annotated as DnaJ heat shock protein family (Hsp40) member C3. NCBI's taxonomy places the organism in Eukaryota, Metazoa, Chordata, Mammalia, Primates, Hylobatidae. Gene Ontology annotation, biological process: protein folding in endoplasmic reticulum. Gene Ontology annotation, cellular component: endoplasmic reticulum. Gene Ontology annotation, molecular function: protein-folding chaperone binding; misfolded protein binding. The record is from RefSeq and is a predicted model, not a curated record.